Messenger RNA from Nymphaea colorata (pocket water lily), 2916 nucleotides. RefSeq names its product chloride channel protein CLC-d. Gene Ontology annotation, molecular function: voltage-gated chloride channel activity. Gene Ontology annotation, biological process: chloride transport; transmembrane transport. Gene Ontology annotation, cellular component: membrane; intracellular membrane-bounded organelle. The record is from RefSeq and is a predicted model, not a curated record. The transcript has 23 exons. Bases 263 to 2644 code for a protein of 793 amino acids. Lineage: Eukaryota; Viridiplantae; Streptophyta; Magnoliopsida; Nymphaeales; Nymphaeaceae.
CUGGAAUAGAAGUGACAGCGCGAGAGACGGGAAGGGAGGAGUAAGAGAAGAACCAAGUCAUCGGUCUCUCUCUGUCGAUCUCGAUCUCGAUCUCGAUCUUCACGGGACCUGCUUACCAGUCUUCUCUCUCUCACUGAGAUCUGGCCUCUGGGGAAAAGGCGAAAACCUCCUGAGCGUGAGAUUCGGGGUCUCUGACUCGGAAGGGUAGUCGCCGAGUCCUAGCGAUUCUCUCCCGUGUUCUUCGGCUCGACAGCAGGGGGAGAUGCUGUCGAGCUACAUCCAGGAUGGACUCGGAUCGGCGAGGCACGCGUGGUCUCGUCUGCCUGACUCAGAGAGGGCGUCCGACGAGCUCGAGGGAAUCGAGUUCGCGACGCUCGGCUCCAGCGGCGUCGAGAGCCUCGACUACGAGAUUAUCGAGAACCAUGCAUACAGGGAAGAACAGGCGCAAAGGGGGAAGUUGUAUCGAUGUUACCACAUAAUGGUGAAAUGGUUCUUCUCUCUUCUUAUUGGAAUUGGCACAGGGUUGGCUGCAUUUUUCAUCAAUCUUGCGGUUGAGAAUUUCUCUGGAUGGAAAUUUGCUGCAACUUUUUCCAUAAUACAACACUCAUACCUUGCUGGUUUUUUAGUCUACAUGUUAUUUAAUUUGGCGCUAGUCUUAUCCUCUGUUUAUAUUGUCACAAGAUUUGCACCUGCAGCAGCGGGAUCUGGUAUUCCAGAAAUCAAGGGUUACUUGAAUGGGGUUGAUGCACCUGGCAUCCUCCUUUUCAGGACAUUGAUUGGAAAAAUCUUUGGGAGCAUUGGUUCUGUGGGAGGUGGCCUUGCUUUGGGAAAAGAAGGCCCUCUUGUUCACACUGGUGCUUGUAUUGCAUCCCUACUUGGGCAAGGUGGAUCAACGAAGUAUCAUAUACAGUCAAGAUGGUUGCAUGUGUUUCAGAGUGACCGUGACCGCCGAGACCUUGUGACUUGUGGUUGUGCUGCUGGAGUUGCUGCUGCUUUUAGGGCUCCUGUUGGUGGUGUACUUUUUGCACUUGAGGAGGUUACGUCUUGGUGGAGGAGUCAGCUUAUGUGGCGGGUAUUCUUUACAUCUGCUGUGGUGGCAGUUUUUGUUCGUUCAGCCAUGGGUUGGUGUAAAAAUGGAAAUUGUGGCCAUUUUGGUUCUGGUGGCUUCAUCAUAUGGGAUAUAUCUGGUGGUCAAGAGGAUUACUCUUUUCGGGAAUUAUUGCCCAUGGCUGUCAUUGGUGUUAUUGGGGGCCUUUUAGGAUCCUUAUUUAAUCAACUGACACUUUAUAUAACUCGUUGGCGUCGAAAUUAUUUACAUAAGAAGGGUAAUCAAAUAAAGGUCAUUGAAGUAUGCCUGGUGUCUUUAAUCACAUCUAUCCUGUCGUUUGGAUUGCCAUUGUUAAGGAAAUGUAGCCCAUGUCCCGAGUCAGAAGCCAACUCUGGUAUUGAUUGUCCUCGUCCACCAGGAACUUAUGGAAAUUAUGUAAAUUUUUACUGCUCCAAGGAUAAGGAAUACAAUGACCUGGCGACUAUAUUUUUUAAUACACAGGAUGAUGCUAUCCGUAAUCUGUUCAGUGCAAAAACAUUUCAUGAAUACAGUGCUAAAAGCCUUGUUACGUUUCUGGUAAUGUUUUAUUCUCUUGCUGUGGUAACUUUUGGAACUGCUGUACCAGCUGGUCAAUUUGUUCCUGGAAUAAUGAUUGGGUCAACAUAUGGGCGCCUUGUUGGCAUGUUUGUUGUCAACUUCUAUAAGAAGCUAAAUGUUGAAGAGGGAACGUACGCACUGCUUGGAGCUGCUUCAUUUCUCGGCGGAUCAAUGCGGAUGACGGUGUCCCUUUGUGUCAUAAUGGUCGAGAUCACAAACAACUUGAAGCUUCUACCUCUUAUCAUGCUUGUUCUUCUUAUUUCCAAGGCUGUUGGUGAUGCGUUCAAUGAAGGUCUAUAUGAAGAGCAAGCACGCCUAAGGGGUAUACCGUUACUUGAAUCCAGGCCAAAGUAUUUCAUGCGGAAGAUGACUGCAAAAGAAGCAUGCUCAAGUCAAAAGGUUGUCUCUCUUCCUCGUGUUGUUAAAGUUGCAGACGUAGUAUCUAUCUUAAGAAGCAACAAGCAUAAUGGGUACCCUGUGGUGGAUUAUUCUCGUGGUGGUGAGACUAUCAUUAUUGGGCUCAUACUACGGAGUCAUCUAUUGGUGCUUCUACAUUCUAAGCUAGACUUUCAACACGAUCCUUUGCCUUCCGAUACCAGAGGAUCAUUCGGGCAUGCCGCCAGUGAGUUUGUGAAACCUGUUUCUAGUAAAGGAAUGUCAGUUGAUGAAAUUCAGCUAGACCAAGUAGAUCUGGACAUGUAUAUAGAUCUUGCUCCUUUCUUGAAUCCCUCCCCAUAUAUAGUACCAGAAGAUAUGUCAUUGGCCAAGGUGUACAAUCUUUUCCGCCAGUUGGGGUUGAGGCAUAUAUUUGUUGUUCCUCGUGCAUCUCGUGUGAUUGGAUUAAUUACUAGGAAGGACCUUCUAAGAGAGGGAAAUGAAGAUUCAGCAACCGUGGAGUUACAAUCCAAUAGUGUAAGGCCUCCUCAACGUGAAAGGAAUAUGCUUGGGAAGCUUGAACAUGAGCGUCCACUUCUUGAUAGCCUUUUGAACCAAGGUUAGAUUAAGAUUGUCCAAGCACAGCUCCACUGAGAUGCAAUUUUUUUAGCAUUCCUUGUCUCUCCAUUUCUCCAUAACGUUCAAUCACAUUGUACAAGGUCAGUGCUCCAUUUUGCCCAUUGUUUUUCUUACUCAAAGAAGCCAAAGCUUAGAUGUAUCUCCUCUUGUAACAUAUACAGUAUGCUAAAAAAGGAAAACAUUGGGGCCAAAGUAACCCCAUGAAAGUUUUGUUAUACAUUACUCAAUAAUGAAUAUGACAUGAUUUUAUAGUAUCA